AUGGUAUAUCUUGGAUCCGCUUUUCCAGGUCCUGGUCUGGCGUUUAUCGCGUACCCGAAAGCAGUGAGCCUGAUGCCUGUGGCUCCUCUGUGGGCGGCGCUCUUCUUCUUCAUGCUGCUUCUGCUGGGACUGGACAGCCAGGUACGGUCUCACAGCCACAGCCGCAGCCACAGCCACAGCCGCCCUGAUGGCAGAGAGUCACUCACACGUGUUGGUUUGCAGUUUGUGGGAGUGGAAGGCUUCGUGACGGGGAUCAUGGACCUGUUUCCGCACAGAUAUAACUACAAAUACAAGAGGGAGAUUGCUGUGGCGCUGUGUUGUCUCCUCUGCUUCAUCAUCGACCUGUCCAUGGUCACACAGGGCGGCAUGUACGUGUUCCAGCUCUUUGAUUACUACUCGGCCAGUGGGAUGACCCUCCUGUGGCAGGCCUUCUGUCAGUGUAUGGUCAUUUCCUGGGUUUAUGGAGCGGAUCGGUUCAUGGACGACGUGGCUCGGAUGAUUGGAUACAGGCCGUUGCCGUGGAUGAAGUGGUGCUGGUCCUUCAUCACUCCAUGUGUCUGUUUGGGCAUCUUCCUGUUCCAUCUGGUCAACUACAAACCUCUGACCUACAACAAUGACUACAUCUACCCGUGGUGGGGCGAGGUGAUUGGCUGGUUCCUGGCUCUGUCCUCCAUGCUGUGUAUCCCCGUCAGUAUCAUCUACCAACUGUUCAGGGCCAAGGGCAGUUUCUCUCAGCGCUGGACUCACCUGACCACGCCCAUCUGGGGGAGGCACCACCUGGAGUACAUGGCCCCUGACAUUAAGCCACCGCAGCCUGAAGAGCAUAAGAUCAUCAUUUCCGAGAGCGUCAUGUAA
Knipowitschia caucasica is the source of this 855-nucleotide messenger RNA. Lineage: Eukaryota; Metazoa; Chordata; Actinopteri; Gobiiformes; Gobiidae. The record is from the annotation of a GenBank genome assembly.